This is a messenger RNA of Priapulus caudatus, 3381 nucleotides long. Its product is annotated as gamma-aminobutyric acid receptor subunit beta-like. The transcript is spliced from 9 exons. Gene Ontology annotation, cellular component: membrane; synapse; neuron projection. The record is from RefSeq and is a predicted model, not a curated record. Gene Ontology annotation, biological process: regulation of membrane potential; signal transduction; chemical synaptic transmission. NCBI's taxonomy places the organism in Eukaryota, Metazoa, Priapulida, Priapulimorpha, Priapulimorphida, Priapulidae. Bases 603 to 2027 code for a protein of 474 amino acids. Gene Ontology annotation, molecular function: GABA-A receptor activity; extracellular ligand-gated monoatomic ion channel activity; neurotransmitter receptor activity.
GCAGCAGCAGCCGCAGCAGCAGCAGCAGCAGCAGCAGCAGCACCAUUUAGAAUCGAGAGAUGCGCUCGCCGCGAUGGGUGAACCCGCGCUGUGUUAUUAUGCCACGACGACGCGUUCCUUGUUCUCAUCAUCAUCAUCGUCAUCCUCAUCAUCAUCAUCAUCUUCCGUGGCCACGUGCUGCAGAGACCUCCGCCGCCGUCGUUGAUGUGACGCUUAAUCGUGACCCACUACUGUGCAACAACAACAUUUUGCGGUUGUUCGUAGUUUCGUAGCGCACGCGCCGUGUUCGUCCGAAGAGCACCGAAGCAUCAGUACCAAUCAUCCCUGCGUGGAUUCGCCGCGAGGUACUAGAGAGCGGGGGAACGGCGCCGCUAGGAAGUUACGACUGUACUACCGUGAUAAAAAACACACACACUGGGAGUAACGAUUGAAUGCGUGCAGCGUUAAACAGCAGUAUGCGAUCGUGCGGCCUCGCAAACUCGACGUGGACUCGUAGUGAGAAGGUGAUACGUAUCUCGUUGUCUUAAUAUUUCCUCCUCGCGGUAAGGACGAGAGGAGGCUGAAGAAUGUGCUAUUGAUGAGGAGACGGCGACGAAAGGACUAUGUCAAGACAAACCUGUUGUGCUGGCAUCGUUUUCACGAUCUGUGUACUGCUGCAAAGGGGACGAAUGUCAUGGAGUCAGCUACAGCCGAGAAGGGCAUACGACACACGAGUGAAUGUUACCGCUGUGAUAGAAGAACUUCUGACUGGCUACGAUAACCGACUACGACCAAACUUCGGAGGUCCGCAUUUGCCCGUUGAUAUGGAAGUAGAAAUAGCGUCAUUUGACACGAUAUCCGAAGUCAAUAUGGACUACACGCUGACGCUGUACCUGACGCAAUAUUGGGUGGAUUCUCGUCUGCGAUACGAAGACUUCUACGACGCUCCGGGCGACUUCAUGACGCUUCCUGGAGACUUCGCCGAACGCAUCUGGGUGCCAGACACAUUCUUUGCGAACGACAAGAACUCAUUUCUGCACGAGGUAACGGAGCAAAACAAGCGCGUACGACUCUACGGCAAUGGAUCCAUCGAAUACGGAAUGAGGUUCACGACUACAUUGGCGUGCAUGAUGGAUCUACACAACUAUCCGCUCGACACGCAGAACUGUACGGUGGAAAUCGAAAGCUAUGGCUACACGAUGAGCGAUGUGGAAAUAUUUUGGAAACGCAAGAAGGACUCGGUCAAGGGCGUAAUGAACGUUAAGCUACCGCAGUUCGACAUAAUGGCAUUUGACACACAAGUGACCAUAGAGAGCUUAUCAACAGGAGACUACAAACGGCUAUCGUUGAGCUUCAAAAUGGCGCGAAACAUCGGCUAUUUCAUCUUCCAAACCUAUCUUCCGUCGAUCCUCAUCGUCAUGCUCUCAUGGGUUUCGUUCUGGAUCAACCACGAAGCGACUUCGGCAAGAGUUGCUCUCGGUAUAACGACAGUGUUGACGAUGACUACGAUCAGCACGGGCGUGCGAUCGUCGCUGCCUCGCAUCUCCUACGUCAAGGCGAUCGACAUCUACCUGGUCAUGUGCUUCGUGUUCGUCUUCGCUGCACUGCUAGAGUACGCCGCCGUUAACUACACGUACUGGGGCGCGAGAGCGAAGAAGAAGGCGAAGAAGUACAAGGAGAAUCACACGCCCGUGAAGUCGCCAGAGACCGUGUUCUCGAACGAAGGCGAGACGGACGAACUCCGCAUGUCACCUAUUCUCAGCCUGCGAAAUCGACAAAAUAAGUACUCUGAUGCAGACCGAAUGACCCCUGCUUUUCGAAUGACGAGCCCGGGUCAUCGCUAUGGUUACGUCGGUCGACCGAAUCAGAAGCGACCUCAGCAACGUCGGAAAGUUCUCCAGAAUUUGAAGAGCAGAGCGAGGCAAAUAAGGAUGGCACUUCCAAAAAUAAGGGACGUGAAUAUCAUCGACAAGUACUCGCGGCUUGUGUUCCCGACGGCGUUCAUUAUCUUCAACGCCAUCUACUGGUGCUAUUACUUGUUCAUAUGACAAUGGACGCUGGGAGAGACAGACGUGUGUGCGUGCGUGCGUGCGUGUGCGUGUGUAUGUGUGUGUACUAAGCGCGUUAAACGUCACGACAAGUUACGCACUUUUACCGUACGCCUAGAAAAUGACGUUUUUUUGUAAUAAUUCACUACGGGAUAACUCGUUCGAUCGCUAUCUUCGCCCGCGUAUGCAUUAAGUGAUAGGGAGCAACUAGAAAUAUGAAGGAAUCGAUAUACCACAAGUACGAGGAAAGUCAACGAAGGUCAACCAAUGACUUGUACGAUGUGUGAAUUAUCACGUCGCCGCGGUUUUUAAUUUCAAAGCGAGCGAUUUACUUGCGACAUAUUUACUAAAUUUGCAGUUUAAUAAUGAACAACUUAUCGUUGUAUACAUAAAUAGCAAUUAAUUUCGCAUGCAAUCAAGCUACUGUGUUUUGUGAUACGCCGCGGUGUUGAUCAGGUACGACGAGAAAUUACUAUCAGAUUUCUGCUAGGCGCGAAUUACUGUUGAAAUGCUGGCAGAUAAUUGCUAACACCUUCAAGUUUGAAAAUGAUGUCAAUUAGAAGGCGAGACAGCGACCGCUACCGCGCCAGAAUCUUGCCAAAGGACGAUGUAAAUAAAUCAAGUUGAACCCGAGAUUUAAUUUUCAUUAAAUCCGUUUAUGUUUUCUACGGGUGAUUUACGGCGUGGGGAAACGUGCGCGCAAGCUCACACUCGAAACGAACGUGCCUCACGCUACGAUAAUGCGUGGUUAUCGAAUGCAUUUUUGUGCAUAUUUGCGAUAAAUGGACUGCCUAUAUUCAACAUGUAAAAGAUCGAUACACAUGCUGUAUAGGCUGUUAACCAUUUUUUGCGUUCACUUCAAAGCGGGCGGGUAUACUACUAAAUCUAGUUGACGCUACGUUAAUGCUGACUGGAAAAGGGGGGAACUCUGACAGGAUGGAAGUAAUGCGUUGGUUGCGUGCGCGAUCAAAAUGUAAUAGGCGUGAAAGGCGCCGGCGUUAAAUAUUUGCUACUUCUUUGUUACUCGUGUUCCUUUGUGUUGAGGAUUACUGGUAUGUGCCGUCGCACUCGUAAUGACUGGGCGAAUGACGUUGUUGCGAUUACAUCGUUUGGUGAGUGUGGAUAGACAGAGAGCGCAUGUGUAAGUAUGGAAACGAGAUCUAGGCUUACACAUCUCUCGGUGUUCGGCGGCAGAUUGUGUCCACUACAAAUAUUGAGUGAAAUUGUUUCGCUUGCUACGGCUGCAAGCGCGCAGAUUUCGUUAUUAUCUACUAUAUACAUUUGUAUAAAAACGAUUCAAUUGUUAUUUACAAGUAUGAAGAAUGUUAGUAAAUAAAAACAACAACAAUAAUAA